Siniperca chuatsi (mandarin fish) is the source of this 1454-nucleotide messenger RNA. RefSeq names its product pleckstrin homology-like domain, family A, member 3 (gene phlda3). Lineage: Eukaryota; Metazoa; Chordata; Actinopteri; Centrarchiformes; Sinipercidae. Gene Ontology annotation, biological process: positive regulation of apoptotic process. Gene Ontology annotation, molecular function: phosphatidylinositol phosphate binding. Bases 328 to 750 code for a protein of 140 amino acids. The transcript is spliced from 2 exons. The record is from RefSeq and is a predicted model, not a curated record.
GAAGGAGGCGGGGUGCUAGUUCAAGGGAGAGAAGGUCCACAGAGGAGCUGGGCAUGUUCAAACAUAUCCAGGCAGACCAGCCUACCAACCUCCACGGCGUGCUGUCAUUGCGCACGGAUUGGAUUUAUACACAGACUAGGCUGUAUGAGAGUGUAUGCAUCAGCUAUUAGCCUAUUGCUAACCGAUAUGUUUUCCUGAGGGACACUUGACACGACACAGUAACAUAGGCCUAUUAGAUGUUUAUUUAAUGGAUUUAUCUUGAGAUGUACAACUGCUAAAGACUUUCUAAGUUUCGGCUCUGUCUGAAGACGUCGGCUCAGCGCGGCCAUGUCUCUCCCAGCUAAAGUGAUGAGAGACGGGCUGCUUGAGAAGCGCAGCAGCGGGCUCCUCCAGCUGUGGAAGAAGAAGCGCUGCGUGCUCACCGAGGAAGGGCUGCGCCUGCACAACUGCAAAGGCGGCGGCGGUGAUGCUCCGAGCUCGGCGUGGAGCCCCAAAGCCAAAGAGCUCCGCUUUGAGCGCAUGGCCACGGUGGACUGCGUGGAGUACAAGCGAGGGCUGGUGUACUUCACCGUGGUCAUGGCUACGGGGAAGGAGAUUGACUUUCGGUGUCCGCAGGACGGCACGGCUUGGAACGCGGAGAUUGCUUUGGCAUUGGUGCGCUAUAAGAACCUGCAGGCCGUGCAAACAGGACGGAACAGGCACCUGUCCACAGCAUACCUGGGCAGCACUGGGGAGGAUGAGGAGCUCUGACCUGGUAAAGUCUUUCUACUUCCUGGGAGUAAACCAAUCAGAGUGGAGCAAGGGUAGAGGACGCCAGAUCCAUCAGCUUGAUUCUGUGGUGCAUAGCAUGAUGGGAUGUACUGAACGGCCAUCAGCGAAUAUGGAUUAAAGGACUGAGAACAAGUGUCACACACAGUCUUAUUGUCUUCCUACAUGAGCUUUUUCAUGCUGUCAUACUAAGCAUAGGAAUCUGAUAUACUGCAAGUAUGGAUGAAAUUGUUUUUUCUGUCAUGACCUCAUUGCUGGAGGUCAUUGUGGAGACCGUUGCAAAAGAAAAAGAUGGCUUUAUAUGGACAGAAACUGGGAAGCUGGGACACUGUUUACCCUUUGUGCCUUGAUGUUUCAAAAAUAUCUUUUAUUUUGGACAUAAUUUCCCAACAUUUUCUAACAUUGCUGAAACAGGAGUCACUUUGAGUCUUCGGUCUUGCUCUUGAUGGAAACACAUCACCGUUUGACAGGCUUUGAAAACAUUUGUUAUAGACUGAACAGAUCUACAUGUUUUUUCUAAAGCUGAACAUGAAGAAUAAGCAUUUUGCUCAUAUUCAUUGCACAUUGUAUUCUAUAUAUUUGCUGAAACCAUGUACAGUAUUACACUCUUAAAAAGAUUCAAAUAUAACAUUUAAAAUAAAAAAAUAACAUUUUUGUCAGUAAUCCUGAAGUGCUGACAUAUUUCA